GAGGCGGGGCCGGGGGCUGGCGGCCGCCGCCGGGCUCGGCGGGGCCGCGGCGGUGGCAGUGCCCGGAUGCAGCGGCGGGCGGCGGCCGGCCCGUAGCGGGGUAGCGGGGAGGAGAGCGGAGGUCCCCCGCAGGUAGCCCGGAGGGGUCCUCCCCCCCCCCCCCCCCGCUCCUCCUGCGGCCGCCCCGCCGCCGGGAUGAGCAGCUCGCGGAACAACCGCGUGAUGGUGGAGGGCGUCGGCGCCCGGGUGGUGCGGGGCCCCGACUGGAAGUGGGGGAAGCAGGACGGCGGCGAGGGCCACGUGGGCACCGUGCGCAGCUUCGAGAGCCCCGAGGAGGUGGUGGUGGUGUGGGACAACGGCACCGCCGCCAACUACCGCUGCUCCGGGGCGUACGACCUCCGCAUCCUGGACAGCGCGCCCACCGGUAUCAAGCAUGAUGGGACUAUGUGUGAUACUUGUCGACAGCAACCUAUCAUUGGCAUCCGAUGGAAAUGUGCAGAAUGCACAAAUUAUGACUUGUGCACAGUUUGUUAUCAUGGGGACAAACAUCACUUGAGGCAUCGCUUUUACAGAAUUACCACACCGGGAAGUGAAAGGGUAUUGCUGGAGUCUCGCCGUAAAUCAAAGAAAAUUACAGCAAGAGGAAUCUUUGCAGGUGCCAGGGUGGUGCGAGGAGUUGACUGGCAAUGGGAAGAUCAAGACGGUGGCAAUGGCCGUAGGGGAAAGGUAACUGAAAUCCAAGAUUGGAGUGCGUCAAGUCCACAUAGUGCAGCAUACGUUCUUUGGGACAAUGGUGCUAAAAACCUUUACAGAGUUGGCUUUGAGGGCAUGUCUGACUUGAAAUGUGUCCAAGAUGCAAAAGGAGGCUCUUUCUACAGGGACCAUUGUCCUGUGUUAGGUGAGCAAAAUGGUAACAGAAAUCCUGGUGGGCUGCAAAUUGGUGACCUUGUAAACAUUGACCUUGAUUUGGAAAUUGUACAGUCUUUGCAGCAUGGUCACGGAGGAUGGACUGAUGGCAUGUUUGAAACCUUAACAACAACUGGAACAGUUUGUGGCAUUGAUGAGGAUCAUGACAUUGUAGUACAAUACCCAAGUGGCAACAGGUGGACGUUUAAUCCAGCUGUUCUCACCAAAGCCAACGUUGUCCGAAGUGGAGAUGCUGCUCAAGGUGCAGAAGGAGGUACCUCUCAGUUUCAAGUGGGUGACCUUGUUCAAGUAUGCUAUGACUUGGAGCGAAUCAAGCUUCUUCAAAGAGGUCAUGGAGAGUGGGCUGAAGCAAUGCUUCCUACUUUGGGUAAAGUUGGUCGUGUCCAGCAGAUCUAUUCAGAUAGUGACUUAAAGGUGGAGGUCUGUGGGACAUCUUGGACGUAUAAUCCAGCAGCUGUCUCAAAGGUGGCAUCAGCAGGAUCCGCUAUAAGUAAUGCGUCUGGUGAGAGAUUGUCCCAGCUAUUGAAGAAGCUAUUUGAAACCCAAGAAUCUGGAGAUCUCAAUGAAGAAUUGGUUAAAGCUGCUGCCAAUGGAGAUGUUGCUAAAGUGGAAGAUCUGCUAAAGAGACCAGAUGUGGAUGUAAAUGGACAAUGUGCUGGACACACGGCCAUGCAAGCGGCUAGUCAGAAUGGCCAUGUUGACAUUUUGAAGUUGCUUCUGAAACAGAAUGUGGAUGUAGAAGCAGAGGACAAAGAUGGAGACCGGGCUGUCCAUCACGCAGCCUUUGGUGACGAGGGUGCUGUGAUAGAGGUUUUGCACCGCGGCAGUGCAGAUUUGAAUGCUCGCAACAAACGGAGGCAGACUCCACUUCAUAUUGCUGUCAACAAAGGUCACCUACAAGUUGUGAAGACUUUAUUGGACUUUGGCUGCCAUCCUAGUCUCCAGGAUUCUGAAGGUGACACUCCACUUCAUGACGCAAUAAGUAAGAAGCGGGAUGACAUCCUGGCUGUACUGUUAGAGGCUGGAGCAGAUGUUACCAUCACCAACAACAAUGGGUUUAAUGCUCUGCACCACGCCGCGCUACGAGGAAACCCUAGUGCAAUGCGUGUAUUGCUGUCCAAGUUGCCGCGACCGUGGAUUGUUGAUGAGAAAAAAGAUGAUGGUUACACUGCCUUGCAUCUGGCAGCUCUCAAUAACCACGUGGAAGUGGCUGAACUUCUGGUGCAUCAGGGCAAUGCUAACCUGGAUAUCCAGAACGUAAACCAGCAAACUGCUCUGCACCUUGCCGUUGAACGACAGCACACACAAAUUGUUAGGCUCUUAGUCCGUGCAGGUGCUAAGCUGGAUAUUCAGGAUAAAGAUGGGGAUACUCCCCUGCAUGAAGCCCUGAGGCACCACACGCUGUCACAGCUCCGCCAACUCCAAGACAUGCAAGAUGUGGGCAAGGUAGAUACUGCUUGGGAGCCAUCAAAGAACACAUUAAUAAUGGGACUUGGCACUCAGGGAGCGGAGAAGAAGAGCGCAGCAUCCAUUGCCUGCUUCCUGGCAGCCAACGGAGCUGACCUCAGCAUUCGUAAUAAGAAGGGGCAGUCUCCUCUCGAUCUCUGCCCUGAUCCUAGCCUCUGCAAAGCACUGGCUAAAUGCCACAAAGAAAAAGUCAGUGGUCAGGUUGGUUCCCGAAGUCCGUCUAUGAUCAACAAUGACUCUGAAACCUUAGAAGAAUGUAUGGUGUGUUCAGACAUGAAGAGAGACACUCUGUUUGGCCCGUGUGGACAUAUUGCCACGUGUUCUCUGUGUUCACCACGGGUGAAAAAAUGCCUCAUCUGUAAAGAGCAAGUUCAGUCUAGGACAAAGAUUGAAGAAUGUGUGGUGUGUUCAGACAAAAAGGCAGCAGUGCUUUUCCAGCCUUGUGGUCAUAUGUGUGCUUGUGAGAAUUGUGCAAGCUUGAUGAAGAAAUGCGUACAAUGUCGGGCAGUGGUAGAGCGAAGAGUGCCUUUCAUAAUGUGCUGCGGAGGGAAAGGUACAGAAGAUACCACUGAUGAUAUUUCAAGUGGAAACAUUCCAGUUAUGCAGAAAGACAAAGACAACACUAAUGUCAAUGCAGAUGUACAGAAGCUGCAGCAACAGUUACAAGACAUCAAGGAACAGACCAUGUGUCCUGUCUGUUUGGACCGUCUGAAGAAUAUGAUCUUUCUCUGUGGCCAUGGAACAUGUCAGCUUUGUGGAGACCGAAUGAGUGAAUGCCCUAUAUGCCGCAAGGCAAUCGAACGAAGGAUCCUUUUGUAUUAAACAGUGGAACGAACCAGUGAGAGUUCAUGAAUAAUAAGGACAUCUUAAUGAUUUAAAUCUCUGCAAGUCUGAAAGGCAGUAAAAGGUUCUAAAGAAAACAUUUCUAAUACUGUAGCGCAGGUUCAUUACAUGGUAAUUGUUUAACGACUGUGAACACACCAAAUAAUAGAACAGUAUUUGAACAGUCAGCUUUUAACUUUACUCAUAAAACUAAGAUCUGAGCCUGAAGCUAAUUUACAGCAGUCCUUUUUUUAGUUUCCUUUCUGUUGUUUUCUUCCCCUUUAAGUGUAAAGGGACAAUCUUGUUUUGGUUUCUUUCAUGUUUUGUAAUGUAUGUAUGAGGUGUCAAGCAAUGUACUUUUUUUGUCCCCUUUUUUAAUAUAUUGUCAGUUAUUAUUGAAUAUAAAUAUGUAGUGCUUUUUGUUUUAUGCUUUUCUGGAGAACGUUCAGAUUUCCUGUGACAGUUACGAUUCACAAGAAUUGUUAUCUUGAAAUACACAAUAAUGCAAAAUCAAUACACAGUGCUUAAACAGUAAUAAUAAACAUCGUACUAUUUCACUAAGAUCAGGCCUCAAAAUACAAUGUUAAGCUAAUUUGAACUUUAAUGUGCCCUUUCUGAGGAUGGGUUGGGAAGGAAACAGAAGAAAAGAAACAAAGUAGUUUGGAGAUGUUGCAUUCCUCAAACUGCACUUUAGUGUAACAGGUUCAAGCUAACUUAAAUAGUGAACUUCUUAAGUCUGUCUAGCCACACAGUUUCAUAUGGAAUUGAUUUUAACUUGGUUGGAUAGUAAAACAUAGGAGCAGUGGGUCAGUUAAUCUGUUUCAGAUGAGUGAAUUUGAUCAGUCGUAGGGGAACAAAUAUAUAUGUGGGGCCAUUUAAAUAUUCUGGGUCUACAAAUUAGAA
Messenger RNA from Cygnus olor (mute swan), 4119 nucleotides. RefSeq names its product MIB E3 ubiquitin protein ligase 1 (gene MIB1). Gene Ontology annotation, biological process: protein ubiquitination. The transcript is spliced from 21 exons. Bases 196 to 3216 code for a protein of 1006 amino acids. The record is from RefSeq and is a predicted model, not a curated record. Gene Ontology annotation, molecular function: ubiquitin-protein transferase activity; zinc ion binding; protein binding. Gene Ontology annotation, cellular component: cytoplasm. Lineage: Eukaryota; Metazoa; Chordata; Aves; Anseriformes; Anatidae.